UAACUGGGAUUAUUAAUGUCAUAUAAAUAAACCAACAUCGACCGAUCUUCUCUGUCAUUCUCCUCUUUUUACAGAUAAAUUGCCCUCCCCAACCACUGCGACCUUCCCUUUUCAGUGGCGGAUCCGCCAAGACAUUUCCCAACUGGCCACAUCGUAUCACGUGCGCGUGUCGCUAGAUGCCUUGUUUUCCGUCCUGAAAAAUUUGGCAAUCCGUCCUUCCGAACUGAGCAAACAACCAUCCAUCGCCCAGUGCCACCCGACGCGCAUUGAGCUCGACGAUCAAGCUAAUAUCAACUCCCUUUCCCUCCCAUCUCCUCACCUGCUGCACUUGACCUUUCUUCAUCUUUACCACCGUCUACCUAUCUUCUAUUCUCCGCCUCGUUUUCCGAACGCCACCAGGGCCAACCCCCUUCGCAAUUGACGGCGGGGUUGUAGCUGCGCUAUGGGUGACGGCUCUGAUUAUCCUAGUCCACGAAGUGAAGGUCCCGGUGGACCUACCUCUGUUCUCGUCACUGUUCAAGACUCGCUUUCUCCAGCUCCUAAGAUGAACGACCAACUGUCUCCGAACUUCAUGGAAGGGACGCGCCCGCGACUGUCGGUGAGAAGAGCGCGGGAUCCGCCCAAGAACACUGCCGGUCAAAUCUACUGCGACCAUCCCGAGUGCCAGCACUCGCCCCCAACAUUUCGCCGUCCGUGCGAAUGGAACAAACACAUGGACAAACACGACCGUCCGUACAAGUGCAUGGAACCCGGCUGCGACAAGAUUCAAGGUUUUACAUACUCUGGCGGUCUGCUGAGGCAUCAGCGCGAGGUGCAUAAGAAGAACAUCAAUGCCAAGAAACCCUUGAUGUGUCCGUACGCCGACUGCAAUCGCAGCACAGGGAACGGAUUUACGCGUCAGGAAAACUUGAAGGAGCACCUUCGCCGCCGCCACAUGCACACUGAGAACGGACAUGCGUCCGAGCUGCCCAUCGCCCCGUCGCCCGAUCUGGAUGGCACCACGUCUCUUGCGACGGCAUCCGCAGCCUUGAAGAGGAAGCGCGAAUCUCUCGGAGAUGAUCCGGCCACUCUCGAGCUUCCUGAGGAGGAAGAGAAUGGGGUGGAUCUUCGCAAUGAAUUGAAGAGGCUGCGUCGUGAGGUCCAGGAAAAGGACCGCCGACUGGAGGAGUUGGAACGCAUCGUGGCUGGACUACAGCAGGCGAUUCCUCAGACCGCGACGUCACAGGGCUAGCUGGAUGCGCAGGAUCAAGUUUUCGACGAGUGGUAUUGAUUCAUCGCUCUUUCACUUUCUUAUCAUUUGUUGCUUUUCCCUGUUUCGUGCUACUUUGGCUCUCCCCUUUCGCUUUGCCUACCUCCCCCUUCUUUUCUUUUCUUCUCUGGUUCAGAGUCAUUUCACUUCAUUCUCAUGGUUUGCUGUAUGAAAUUUGCAUUCAAAGGGCGUUCAAAUUAUGCAAAUUAUGGGCCAUGGUUGAUUUCGCGAAAUUUGUCUACAACAUCUACGGGUGGUUCAUAUGGGUCGGUCUACAUCUCGGAACGCAUGGAUAAGAUCAGGCAGCUCUGAAGAUGAUGGCGUUUGCUCGAGGUCGUUGAUACAGACCAGGUGGUGUUUUUUUAUUCUGAUUUAUCCUUGUGAUUCUUACCCUUUGUCUCUUUCCCUAUAUCAUUUCCUCCUCCAUCUCCUUAUUACCUAUUAUUCCCUGAAAUAUACCCAGGCGUUUUCACCCCGUUUCUUUUGUUGCCUCUGACCUUUCCAUAAUCUUGUCUCUUCAGUUGUGCCUUAAAUCCUCCGAUGCAAACGUAGCUGUCGAUCCUGGGAUGCGUAGUCCCUCCACCACGUCAGUGGGGUGAAAUCAUAAAAUACGGCUCUCAUCUA
Messenger RNA from Aspergillus welwitschiae, 1873 nucleotides. Its product is annotated as putative C2H2 transcription factor. The coding region runs from base 443 to 1231 and encodes 262 amino acids. The transcript is spliced from 2 exons. Gene Ontology annotation, biological process: regulation of transcription by RNA polymerase II. Lineage: Eukaryota; Fungi; Ascomycota; Eurotiomycetes; Eurotiales; Aspergillaceae. Gene Ontology annotation, cellular component: nucleus. The record is from RefSeq and is a predicted model, not a curated record.